CCCUGCAUCGGCAGGCGGACUCUCAACCACUGCGCCACCAGGGAAGCUCUCAAAUCUGUCACUUUUGAAGAGCGAUCCUGGUGUGCAGAUUGAAAGGGGCUUUCGAAGAAUGUUGGGGACUCUUUAAUCUGCAGUUAAGAUUUUUGGUAACAGUCUCUUCUUCCCCACGGACUGUGGUGAAGGCUUCCCUUGCCUGAGGGCCACCCUGGGGGAUCCCAUGGAAGUUGAUGCCCCUUGUUUUCAGGACACAUCCAGCGAUGCACCCCCUGCAGCGGCUGCGGUGGCAGAUGGUGCCCACCUCCUGGGCUUCUCGGAUGAGAUCCUCCUGCACAUCCUGAGCCACGUCCCCAGCAUAGACUUGAUUCUGAACGUCCGGCGCACCUGCCGGAAGCUCGCAGCGCUGUGCCUGGACAAGAGCCUCACCCACACGGUGCUGCUGCAGAAGGACUAUGAGGCCAGCGAGGACAAGGUGAAGCAGCUGGUGACGGAGAUCGGCUGGGAGAUCCAGCAGCUCAGCAUGGCCGGCUGCUACUGGCUGUCGGGCAGCACGGUGGAGCACGUGGCCCGCUGCCGCGGCCUGGUGAAGGUGAACCUCUCGGGCUGCCACCUGACCUCCCUGCGCCUCUCCAAGGUUCUGUCGGCCCUGCAGCGCCUGCGCUCCCUGGCCAUUGACGUGAGCCCCGGCUUCGACGCCAGCCAGCUGAGCGGUGAGUGCAAGGCCACGCUGAGCCGUGUGCGGGAGCUCAAGCAGACGCUGUACACGCCCUCGUACGGCGUGGUGCCCUGCUGCACCAGCCUCGAGAAGCUGCUGCUGUACUUCGAGAUCCUGGACCGCACGCGCGAGGGCGCCGUGCUCUCGGGCCAGCUCAUGGUGGGCCAGAGCAACGUGCCACGCUAUCAGCACCUGCGCGUCUUCUACGCCCGCCUGGCCCCCGGCUACAUCAACCAGGAGGUGGUGCGCCUUUACCUGGCUGUGCUCAGCGACCGCACGCCCGAGAACCUGCACGCCUUCCUCAUCUCCGUGCCCGGCAGCUUUGCUGAGAGCGGGGCCACCAAGAACCUCCUGGAGUCCAUGGCCCGCAACGUGGCGCUGGACGCGCUGCAGCUGCCCAAGUCCUGGCUCAACGGCUCGGCCCUCCUCCAGCACAUGAAGUUCAGCAGCCCCUUCUACUUCAGCUUCAGCCGCUGUGCCCUGUCCGGCGGCCACCUGAUCCGGCGCGUCAUCGAUGGCGGCAGGGACCUCCGGAGCCUGGCUGGCCUGAACCUCAGCGGCUGUGCGCACUGCCUGGCGCCCGACUCCCUGCUGCGCAAGGCAGAGGACGACAUCGAUAGUGGCAUCCUGGAGACGCUGGUGGCAGCCUGCGGCAACCUGCGACACCUCAACCUCUCGGCUGCCCACCACCACAGCCCCGAGGGCCCCGGCCGGCACCUGUGCCAGCUGCUGGCACGGCUCUGCCACCUGCGCUCCCUCUCGCUGCCCGUCUGCGCCGUCGCUGACUCGGCGCCACGGGCCGACCGCGCGCCCGUCCAGCCUGCCACGCACGCUGUGCCCCGCGGCUUCGGCAAGAAGGUCCGCAUCGGCGUGCCGUCCGGCCCCGACCCUUUCUCCGGGCAGGCGGGCCCCCUGCCGUCCUCUGUGUUCUGGUCGCUGCUGAAGAGCGUGCCCUUCCUGGACCGCCUCGAGCUGAUUGGGUCCAACUUCUCGUCUGCCAUGCCGCGCAACGAGCCCGCCAUCCGCAACUCGCUCCCCCCCUGCGGCCGGGCACAGAGCGUGGGGGACUCAGAGGUGGCCGCCAUCGGCCAGCUGGCCUUCCUGAGGCACCUGACGCUGGCCCAGCUGCCCAGCAUCCUGACAGGCUCCGGGCUGGUCAGCAUCGGCGUCCAGUGCCAGCAGCUCCAGUCCCUGUCCCUGGCCCACCUGGGCACGAUGGGCAAGGUGGCCUACACUUCCGCCCUCGCGGACAUGCUGAAGCACUGCAAGCGGCUGAAGGACCUCAGGCUGGAGCAGCCCUACUUCAGCGCCAACGCCCAGUUCUUCCAGGCGCUGAGCCAGUGCUCUGCGUUGCAGCGCCUGUGCCUGGUGUCCCGCAGUGGCACCUUACAGCCCGAGGCUGUGCUGGCCUUCAUGGCGCGCUGUCUGCACGUGGUCGUGUGCCACCUGUUCACCGGCGAGUCGCUCAGCACCUGCCGGAGCCUGCAGCAGUCCCUCCUCCGCAGUUUCCAGGCCGAGCGGCCCGCGCUGAACGUCGUCAUCUUCCCUCUGCUCCACGAGGGCCUGACCGAUGUCAUCCGAGACGUUCCCAUGGUGCACCUGGACGAGGUCACCUUAUUUAAAAGCAGAGUGGCCGAGGAGCCGCCAAAUCUGUGGUGGUGACAGGAGUGGGCCCCCACCGGCCCGUCGCCACCUGUGGCCGCUGCGUCUCCGUGGCCGAGCAAGCAGGACUGCCCCGGUCAGGUGUGUGGCUUCCGGCCUUGCCACGGCCGCCGCGGCUGCUCCCCUGCCCGAGGACGCCGGAUGCCCGGUGGGUCACCGGAGGAAGGAAGCCCCCUCCCCAGCCCUUAGGGGCCUCCUCUUGUGAGGAGCCUGUGCUCAGUGACGCUCCGGCUGAGAUGCGUGAGGCAGCGGCGGCAGGGCCGGUUGUCGGGCGACCUGCGGGCCUGGCCGGCGUGGUCUUGGGCUGAGACACCCAUCGCCAGGACGCUGACUCCUUGGGGGCCAGGUCGCCAGAGCGCCACGUGACCCCACGGCCGUCCCCCAGCCCCCAGGAGAGGCCCUGUGCUCCUGGUCACCUGCCUCGGGCUCUGUGGUGGGCGGCUGUGAGCCCGAGGCAGGGAGGGGCUUGCAGGUGCUGUGGCAGAUUUGGGGCUCUCCCCUCCUUCCAUUUAACCCAGUUACACCUCUGGUAUGUGUCCAGCCACAUGACAUCAGACAGGUUCGGGCCAGCAGCGGGUUGCUGGGCAGGGAAGCUGCAGGUCCCUGUGAAGGUCUCUGUUUCUGGGGAAACACGGAUAGACCUGCUUCAUUAGAAAACCUUGAAAUAUUAAAACCCAGAAGGGAUGUGUGGGGCUGGAGGAGUGAUCACAUUACCCCGUUUCAGAUAGCUUUAUUUAGCACUUUAAAAAAAUGCAACACACACACACAAAAAAAUGCAACGCAGCUAUUCCCAAAACGAGGGACGUCCUCCCAGUGUCCUGGGCCUCCCGCCACGUGCCGCCCACUGCUUCUGCCUUGUCAGCCGUGAGACUCCCCCAGAGCCGUCAUCCCUGCGGCUGGUGGGCUUCUGAGGGGCCCCAGUUGGGUUCCCUCCACCCAGCGUCUUGCCCCAACGCUCCCGGUGACGCUCCUGGAGACUUCCAGGGAAGGCUGAGUGGCGUCGGGGUGGCUUCCAGCCGGGGGUACCUGGGUCUCCGCAGAGGUUGCCUCCCCAGGACCCCAGGGGCUGGGCCCAUCUUGCCCAAGCCUCCCUCUCCCUCUGGGCUGGGGGUGCAGGUUCCCCAGGCCCUCCUCACCGCUGCGGCCCGUCUCGGCUGCCGUCCACUCUGUGGCCCCCAGCCCAGCCCGCUUCCCACUCUGUUCCAUGUGAUGGUCGCCCCGUGUCGUGUAGUGUGUCCUAUAGUUUGCCUGUUGCAGGGCCCGGUACCUGGACCCUGGGCCUGUGUUCACCUGCCCUUCCCUGGGUUCUCAAGGGGCAGAGUUCAGCAGUCCCUGCCCUGCCAGGCCGAGGGGGUCCAGGAAGCCUUCUGAUGGUGGAAGUGCUCGGAGGGCCAGGGUCUCGGGACGCACACAGGCCCCCGAGUGCUCCGGUCGAUUCUCCCUAAGCGCAGUCUGUCUGGCGGCCUCCACCUGUCCCCGCGGCCCCGGCCCUGCUCUCACCUCCCCGCAGCACCGGGUGGAGCUGGGUCUCCUCCCCCUGCGCUGUGGUUUUCUUGCCGAGGGUAGAGCUGUCUCCUCUCUGGAGCGUGGGGUGCCCUCCUCCCUCCCUCCCCAGCUUCCGCUGGAGGCUCUUUGCCUCCUGCCCAGAGGGACCUGUCUGCCGCUGACCCCCGGUGGGACCCCCACCAGACCUGCAGCCCUCCCCUCCGCAGUCCUGACCUGGCCUGAGAGUCACAACCGGGCCCGCCCCUCUGGCCAUGCAGGCCGCAGGCCAGGCUGUCCUGGGCCCUGGGGAGACAGGGCCAAGGCCCUCGUUAGGGCCACACGCUGUAGAUGAGGGUCUGAGAGGUGGUGGGAGUCCCCCACCCCAUUUCUGGGCAUGUCUUUCAGUUGCGCCUUGAGACCACCGGGAGGGUGAUCAGGAAGGGUGAUGUGGGGACUGACUGCUCGUUGCCGUCACAGCAGGAGCGUGGCCAGUUACAGCCCGACCGGCAGAGGGACGUGGCCCAGGAUGGGGGCAGGUGGUCUGGCCGACCCCGGGACCCCUGGGGCCCUGGGUACACAUCUCCUUUCGUCCAGAGCAACCUGGGCUCAGGCCAGAGGAUGAUCGUUCCACUAAGAAUUUAUCCACAGGCUGCCAUGGUUUUCGUGCUCUGGCCCGGAUGGCCUGUUCUCAUGAGCAAGCAGUUUUAACCAGCAGUGUCAUUUAUGCCAGCAAACAGGGCCGGGAGGGGCCGUUCACGAGAGGCUGGGGCACGGGCUGACUUGGAAAGCAGCCCCCGAACAGGAGGCCUUGUAUCUUUAGUGUCCCCCUCAGCCGUCCUUUCCUUAGAGCAAGAAUUUCCGCUGCUUCUCCACCCAAGACGGGGUCCCCCAGCUGUUAAUAACGUGCUUAUUCUUGCUGAGUGCAUUUUGGCGCCGGUGUUAAUUGCAGCUUAUGUUCUGCAGCAUCUUACGCUGGGAGAAGAACCCACCCUAAUGGGCCCCAAUUGGCAGAACUGGGCUGUGAAGCGACGGACCAUAUGCUGCCUGCUG
This is a messenger RNA of Delphinapterus leucas (beluga whale), 4909 nucleotides long. NCBI's taxonomy places the organism in Eukaryota, Metazoa, Chordata, Mammalia, Artiodactyla, Monodontidae. The record is from RefSeq and is a predicted model, not a curated record.